AUGAACUACUCGAGAACAGAAAGAAGAAAGUCAAUGGCUGAGCGGAGGACAAGCACCUCAUACACACCACCCGUUAUUCCUCAUUUGGCCGGUUUAGAGAAACCACAGGACCAAUACUUGAAGAUGGACAAUUGCGAUGUAUUAAUUAUAGGAACCAGUUUACAAGAAAGUAUCUUGGCUGCUGCCUUGUCAUGGCAAAACACCUCGGUCUUGCACAUUGAUAGUAGACCCUACUAUGGUGACUCUACCUCGACCUUGACCAUUGAACAGUUGAAAAAAUGGUGUGCCGAAGUCAACCAGGGCAAAAUCCCACAUUUCCAAGAUGCCCAGAUCUACAUCCCUGGAGGCAAACUCAACAAUCAAUUCCGCUCAAAGGAUUAUGGUAUUGACUUGACCCCAAAAAUCAUGUUUUGUCAAUCGGACUUGUUGAGUUUAUUGGUCAAGUCGCGUGUUUACCGAUACUUGGAAUUCCAAUCUCUUUCCAAUUUCCAUGUUUUCGAAAACGAUGAUUUCCAGCAAAAGAUCAAUUCAACCUCGAAGGAGGACAUCUUUAUUGAUAAGUCUUUGUCGUUGUUGACCAAGAGGUACUUGAUGAAAUUCUUGAAAUUUAUCUUGUUGGAUUCCAAAGCAGAGUAUAAGCAAAAAGUCAAACCAUACAAGGACAAGCCAAUCCAAAUCUUCUUGAGAGAGCAAUUCAAAUUAGAGGAUCCUCAAAUUAAUGAGUUGGUAUACUCGAUUGGCUUAAGCUACAAGGAGCAAAUUAGCACAAAGGAAGCUCUCAUAAAGAUCAAGAGGUUUCUUUCUUCCUUUGACGUUUAUGGAAAAUUCCCAUGUAUGGUUUCAAAAUAUGGUGGCCCAGGAGAGUUGGCACAAGGUUUUUGUAGAAGUGCUGCAGUUGCUGGUACAACUUACAAAUUGAACACCACGUUGGUGGACUUUGACCCAGUUACAAAGAUUGCGCAUUUCGAUGACAAUUCGCAGAUCAAGAUUAAUGAAAAGGUUGUUAUUGCUCCUACGCAAUUACCCAAAUUUCUUCAAUCUAGCUAUAACCAAGCAGUGGAAAAUUUGCAACCACACUAUGUUACAAGACUUGUUACCAUUGUGAGGCGGGAUUGUAAAGAGUGGAUGUCAGCAAACGAGUCACUGGCAAUUGUUGUGUUUCCACCCCACUCAUUACCAACAAACAAUGAAUACUCAGUGCAGGUGGUCAUUCAGAAUGGAGGAACAGGAUUAUGUCCUGAAGGCCAAUCAAUUUGGUUCAGUCAAACUGUUGAACAGGAUUUGAACAGAGCCAAAAGUGACUUGGAAUCAGCCUACUCCAAGAUGGAAGAAUCAUUGUUGCGAGAGUCUUCAGACAAUAUCGAUGAAAUAUUAGAUGAGACGGAUUUCGUUGUUAACGCGCAAGGAACACCAGUGCUUGCAAACUCUUUCAAGUUGGGAUCACAUUUGCAAUCAUUUGUACCUAAAGAAACGGUUGAAGUUGUGUGCAAAUUGGGUUACGUUGAAAAGACAUAUGUCGCCAGCGACUUGUCAAACGUAUUCAAGCCAACCAGUGACAACAACAUAGUCCUCAAAGACAUACCAGAUGCCAAAAACCAAAUCAUAUUUACAAACUCACCAAGCUCAGAACUUUCGUAUGAUGGUAUAAUCACCGAUGUCAAGUCCAUCUAUCAAAAGAUUACCGGCACAGCCGAUGAUUUUUUUGAUGUUGAUUUUGAGGACGAAGAAGACGAGUACGAUAUCAAUAACCAGCCACCAAUCCCUCCAAAACGAGCCUCAGUUAUUGGUGGUAUCGUUGGCGGUGGAUCAGGUACAAGCUUGGCAGCAUUGCGUGAGCAACAUAAUGAUAAUGAUCAAGUGCAUGAAAAUGUAAUUGAUAGCGAUGACGAGAUGGAUGACGUGCAAAAUAGUGGUGACAGCAACGAGUCCAGUGACGAACCUUUUGGUGCCGAGACAAUGGAACUAUAA
Lodderomyces elongisporus is the source of this 1968-nucleotide messenger RNA. RefSeq names its product GTPase-activating protein (gene MRS6). The record is from RefSeq and is a predicted model, not a curated record. The transcript has a single exon. Gene Ontology annotation, biological process: vesicle-mediated transport; small GTPase-mediated signal transduction; protein geranylgeranylation. Lineage: Eukaryota; Fungi; Ascomycota; Pichiomycetes; Serinales; Debaryomycetaceae. Bases 1 to 1968 code for a protein of 655 amino acids. Gene Ontology annotation, molecular function: GDP-dissociation inhibitor activity. Gene Ontology annotation, cellular component: nucleus; Rab-protein geranylgeranyltransferase complex; cytosol.